AGAUAGAAGAAGAGCAGACGCAGAGUGUGAAUCCAAGUGAAGGAGAUGGUGAUAAAAAGGUAUGAAAUAUUUAUACAUCAUACUAGGAAUUAAGAUAUAAAUGUAUCUGAAUUUUUGUCAUUCAAAAAGGGGAAGGCGAAGGCUGUCGCUUGUAAGAAGAAGAAGAAAGCAAAUGCUCAGCCAGUAGAUUUGCUUCCUUUUCUACAGCGAGAAGAGAAGAGGCCAAUACGACCUAGAAACCCUCCUAUGCCUGUAACACCUGAGGUAAUCCUUCCAAUUGAUCCAUUUGUGACACCUGAAUUUCCUCGGUUUUCAAGGCUUGCACACUGGAUGGAUCUACGGGGCAUAUAUCGUGUACCGUUUUAUAUCAAUGGAAGAGAAAUUGAAAAAGAGUUCUUUCAAAAAAUGGACGAUGCAGAAAAGAAUCUCAACAAAGAGCACAUAAAUGUUGCAUUUGAAAUGCUAAAUUGUAAGAGGGUUGAGCAAGGUGCUUGGUUCCGCAACAACAAUCUUCCAGCAGCAUGCUUUGUACCAGUCAGAUUCUUAGAAGUGGUUGGGUACGCUUAUGAAUCUGUCAGGAAGCCACAUAAGAAAAAACAAACGUUAUUGGAGGGCUGUGUAGGCGAACUUGUGAAAGGUUUAAUACAUCCAAAGAAGGUAUGGCUGGAAGAUGUUGAUGUUAUAUAUGGUGUCAUUGAAGAUAAGUUGAGCUAUCACUAUAUUGGGGUGGAGAUACAAUUGAUUGAUAACACAAUCACACUCUUCCAUUGUGGUCUUCCAAAAGCAAAUAUCAAACGUGCUCUUAAUCAAAUCCAAGAACUGGCAGGUAAAAACUCUUUGUGAUUUAUUAAUUUUAUCAUUCAGUGUAGAAAAAUCAGUUUUAUUUAUAUUGUUACAUUGAUUAUGGAUAGGAUUGUGAAAGUAUGCGUAUCCUGAAAAAAGAAUUUUAGCUAAUUUAGAAAAUAAAAGUUUGUCUCUUGCUGCUUGUGCUUGUGAUGCAUUUUUACAUAUUCAUUUUGUUGUCUGUUGGUGAUUAAUUUAUUGUAUAAUUUUGGGUAUUUAUGACAGUGUUGAUUAGUGCCAUAAAGAUGGAACUUCUUGGUGAAGAGGUUAAUUUCGAAGAUAUCAGUCCAUUUCAAGUUAAGUUUGCAGAAGGGCUUCCAAAGACAAAAUUUCCAUACAACUGUGGUAUUUUUGUUGUGAAGAUGCUGGAAUGCAGGUCACUGGGAUUGAAGAGCAUGGCUAAUAUAAAUGAUGAAACUGCGAUGGACUUACGAAGCAAGCUAUGUUGUGAGAUCUUCGACCAGUUUAUGGAUAAAGAUUUCCAGGAAGGUCAAAGGAAGUGAAAAUGUCAUAUUUGUUCUGUUUUUUACUCUGUUUUUCUACUUUGACGUUAAUUAUCCCUAACGUUUAAGUUUAAGUUUGUAAUGAAUUAUCCCUAACGUUUUUUUCAUUUAGAUUGUUAUUGAAAAUUUUUUAGGA
Molecule: messenger RNA, 1482 nt
Organism: Brassica napus (rape)
Lineage: Eukaryota; Viridiplantae; Streptophyta; Magnoliopsida; Brassicales; Brassicaceae
Exons: 3
Coding region: 247-843 (198 amino acids)
Source: RefSeq, a predicted model, not a curated record